Nerophis lumbriciformis (worm pipefish) is the source of this 4563-nucleotide messenger RNA. The record is from RefSeq and is a predicted model, not a curated record. Lineage: Eukaryota; Metazoa; Chordata; Actinopteri; Syngnathiformes; Syngnathidae.
AUGGACGUAGAAGAGAGUGCAGGGCAGGGAGGGGGCGGCACUAGAAAGAGAGCAACAGAAGAUGGGAAUGUAGGAGGAGGAGGUGUGGAAGUUUUGGUGGUACCUCCGGACCUGUAUGACUCUGCGAGAGCCAAAAUAGAAGCAAAUCUCCGCUGGCUGCUGGCUAAAGCUUAUGGAAUUGCUGACCACAUCCCAAAGGACCUGCAAAACCCCUUCUACACUGACCAAUAUGAGCAGGAGCACAUUAAGCCACCCGUCAUUCACCUGCUGCUGUCUGGAGAGAUUUACUGUUGGGUGUGUGGACUCAUCCUCCACGUCGAGCAAGCCACCUCGCUCCAAAGCCAUCAGUCUGUGCUCCUGGCUCUGUCCGCCAGGGGCAUCCACGUGCGAGACUUGGACGACAUUCCUGUCUCCGCUCUGGAUCUCAGCUCUACCCCCGUUAAGAUGAGCUGCCACAUGCACUUGAUUGAUGCCCUCAUGAUGGCCUGCAUGUUGGAAAUGAUCAGUGUGGAGAAGGUGGUGUCCAGUGUCAAACGAUUCUCCAACUUUAGUGCCUCAAAGGAGCGUCCAAUGGACCUAGAAGACGCCAUGGUCCUUUGGCUUAACAAAGUGAAUACUAAGAUGAGUGCUAUCUCUGAAAAAGAGAUGAAGAUGAAGCAGCAGCAGAUGUUAGACUCACCAAGCCAUCAGAAGGUACGCUAUCGCAGGGAUUACCUCUCUGGUCGGACACUUCAGCACUUCUCCCUGAUAGAGGACCUGUGCAAAGAUGUGUGCGAUGGCGCUGCUCUUCUGGCACUAAUCCAUUUCUAUUGCCCUGAACUCAUUAGACUUGAAGAUAUCUGCCUGAAGGAUGUCGCCUCCAUUGCUGACAGCAUGUACAACAUCCAGCUCCUGAUAAAAUUUUCCAAUAAAUACUUGAACAAGUGCUUUUAUCUAAAGCCCGAAGACAUACUGUAUUGUCCUCCAGUGUUAAGGAAUAAUGUGAUGGUGUUCAUCGCUGAGCUCUUUUGGUGGUUUGAGAUUGUGAAGCCUGAUUUUGUACAGCCGAGGGACCUAAAGGAAAACAGAGAUGCGAAGUUACUUCUGCAGUCUAACACCUCUCGAUCUCACACACCCAUCAAUGUCACCAAACGUAGUUUCCCAACUACAUCAAGUGCUGCUGAUAUAUUGACCACACCUUCAAUCCUGGACUUUAGCGGCACUGUACCAAGUACUUCCAGCUCUCCUCACUCUUUAGUGCCUCGAAGACAGAUACGGCUGAGGGGACUUGAGGACGAUGCCUCAGUGAGGAAUCAGUGUAGCUCUCUGGCACGUAAAGAAGAAAAGCGUCAAGGUCUGUCACAGAUCUGUCCAGACCGGAGGCAAAGGCAUAUACCCCAGCCGGCACCAUAUGCCUUGGAUUUCCUAAAUAAGGAGGACGGCACAGACAAUGAUAGUCUGGUUCUCUCCGUCAGCAAAGACAACUUGGCCUCAAGCAUUAUGACACCCAGUCACAUGCUCGUGGGUCCAGGUCACCCUGUGCAUCAACACAGACUAAGCGGGCAAAGCCUCCUCAGUCACCUUCGCAUUGAGGACGAGGAGGAGAUUUUAGAGGAAGAGGAGCUGGUCGCCGUGAUUCACCCUGGUGCUUUCCCUCGUCAUUCAUUCAGGAGUGACAUACAGCUGGAUGAAUUGGAAAUCCCCCACACAACCUCACCGCGUAGGGUUUCUAAAACUCUGGACAUGAACAUCUUAACCCCAAAUUUGCAGGUAGACAGUUACUAUCUGGAGCCUCUUAUGCCUGCUAUUCCAAAGCCAUCCAAAGAGAAGAGCACUAGCCUGAACAAGGAAGAGGAGAGUGGGGAGAGUCGCUGCCGGCUGUCUUCUGUGAAAACAGCAACAGAUGCUCCACACAAAUCACAUCAGAAAUCACCAUUAUCUGAACGCGGUAAAUACACCUUUAAGCCCAUACCUUCGGUAAAAUCGGCCCCAAACCAGGAAGGCUUGACACGCACGUCUCUACCUGAGAAGACACAACCGCAAGGCUUCUUUCUUCACUUGUCUGGGGAGUCAGACUGUCACAGUUAUCUGUCCUCUGAUGCAGAAGUAGGCCAAGACUCUGACUCAGACAUUGCAGAUUUUGAGGAAGAUGACGAGGAUGUGGACGUGAUCGAGGCAAGCAGGGGAAAAGGGAUUGGCUUACUGCGAGACUUUUCCGAAGUCGAGUCUUUUAAGUUGAGAGAAGACCUGAAGGUGCACGAACGAGACGACAAAGAAGACUGGAGUGGUCGCUCCAGCCCAUGCCUCAGUACUGCGUCCUGUGCAAGCAGCUGCAGCGCUUCGGGCAGUGUCAAGAUGACCAGCUUUGCUGAAAAAAAGCUGCUUAAACUCAGCCUUCGUGACGGGUUCUCCAGCACCAGCAGUUCGCAGAAAACAACGCCUGACCACUCUGAGAUUAAUCCCUGCCCUCCCUGGCAACUAAAGGCAGAAGGUAGCCCGGGGUGGUCAGGGAAAGACCCUUUAUUUGCUCUGAAGAAGACUAUGAUGGCAAGUCCUCCGGUAGUGCCUUCAGAGCUGCUGCAGCUCCACAUGCAGUUGGAAGAGCAAAGACGUGCUAUCGAGUACCAGAAGAAGAAGAUGGAGACCUUGUCGGCACGGCAGCGACUGAAACUUGGCAAAGCUGCCUUCUUGAACAUUGUGAAGAAGGGCGAGAGUAGGAGCGACACCCUUCCUCUUCCAAUCAAGCAUUCCCCUUUGGAUGAAGUGUCUGCUGCUCCGAAAGCAAAGAGCCCAUGCUGCAAGGAUGACUCCUGUCUUGAGGCACUGAAAGUGCAGGCUAAGGCAGAUGGAACACAGAUAAAUCGAGACAACCGAUUAAACAGCUUAGGUCAAGAUAGUGCUUCCGAAGCGGACGUGAGUGAUCGCUCUCGCUCCAUCGACCUCCUCAACGAGGCCAUCAGUGCUAUCCAGCAGCAGAUGACACAGCUCUCUUUGCAGCAAGACUUGCUGAUGAAGAAAAAUGCAGCCUCAUCUGCAGAGCCUAAAGAACCUGACCGGAAAUCAACUCCACCCACAACACAGUCCUCCACCUCGGACCCUAGAUCUUUCGACAUAAACUUUGUUGACUUUAACGACAGCAGUUGCACUCCCAGUCGCCGUCCUCCCAAGUUAAGCUCCAGCCAGCGAAGCAAACCCUCUGGGCCCAAGCAAAGCCAUAAGAAUGUCAAAGAUUUUGACACAGAAGCUGAGACCUCUCCCAAGGAAAUGACUGGUACAGGAAGCCAGGAUGGUGAGAGUUCCAGGAUGGAUAGAAACUUCAGAAGACGCACAACUUUUAGAAUCCAAAAUGACCAAGGUGUCGCCAGAGAGGAAGCUGGUCUAUCUCCUGUCAAAGCUCAGUCAGAGGACAUUACGUAUGACACCUCUGUCACCCAGUCACAUUGUGCAGAAGACAACAAGGACAACAUCACAGUGAGAGAAUUUGCUGGUGGGGAUGACAGUUUUAGGGGAAAAGGUCAGCUGAUCGAGGUUGACCUAUCAGAGCUGAAGGAGCCUGCAGGAGAUGAUAGCACGGACACCACGGAUGGCGAACAGAAGAAUGUGAUCGGCUUCUUCUUUAAGGAUGACGAAAAGGCCGAGGAUGAGAUGGCCAAACGUCGCGCUGCCUUCAUGCUAAAACAGCAGCGUAAAGCCGAGGAGGCAAGGGUACGCAAGCAGCAGCAGGAAGCAGAGAGUGAGCUCAAGCGUGACGAGGCCAGGCGUAAGGCGGAGGAGGACCGGGUUCGUAAAGAAGAGGAGAAGGCCAGACGAGAGCUGAUAAAGCAGGAGUACCUGCGCCGGAAGCAGCAGGCAUUGUUGGAAGAGCAGGGUCAGGUCAAGCCUAGGCCCAGGUUCAAAACCCGCAGGAGUAGACCCAAAUCAGUCAACCGCAGCGAGCUCAGCAGCCCUUGUAAAGGAUCCACCACACCUGAACUGAGCGGCUGCCUUCGAGGAUCCACGUUGUCUUUGGCGGACACGGACAGCGUCAUUUCUGGAGAGGCAGAGACACAGAGGGCUGAGUCAGUCUGCUCCAUGGAUUCCUUCUCUGUAAUGAGCCGAGCCUCCAGUAGGAACAUGGAACGCGACUGGGAGAGUGGAUCCAUUGCUUCCUCCAUCACUUCCAUCGAGUACAAUGGACCCAAGCUCUUCAAAGAGCCAAGCUCCAAGUCCAACAAGCCAAUCAUUAUCAAUGCCAUUGCGCACUGCUGCUUGGCUGGAAAGGUGAAUGAGGCCCAGAAGAAUGUCCUUCUGGAGGAGCUGGAAAAGUGCGAGUCCAAUCAUCUCAUCAUCCUCUUCCGCGAUGGCGGAUGCCAGUUCCGUGCAGUAUACUCAUACUCGCCUGAGACGGAGGACAUCGUCAAAUUCACGGGCACGGGCCCACGUUCCAUCGGCCACAAGAUGAUCGAUCGGCUGUACAAGUAUAGCUCGGAUCGCAAGCAGUUCAACGUCAUCCCGGCGAAGUCUGUGUCGGUCAGCGUGGAUGCGCUGACAAUCCACAACCACUUGUGGCAGGCUAAGAGGCCUAGCAGCGCACGCAGAAAAUGA